Hibiscus syriacus is the source of this 286-nucleotide messenger RNA. Its product is annotated as pantothenate kinase 2-like. The transcript has 3 exons. The coding region runs from base 2 to 229 and encodes 75 amino acids. NCBI's taxonomy places the organism in Eukaryota, Viridiplantae, Streptophyta, Magnoliopsida, Malvales, Malvaceae. The record is from RefSeq and is a predicted model, not a curated record.
CAUGGUUUCUUUGGCUUAUUUUUUAUAUACAUGUUACUUCAGGUAUUGGUUCACUGUACUUUCUGAGCACUCGCCAGACCUUGUUGAUAAGGCUGUGGCAAGUGAAGGUGGAACUGAUGAUGCUAAAAGAAGAGGUGAUGCUUUUGCUCGUGCUUUCUCUGCUCAUUUGGCUAGAUUGAUGGAGGAACCAACUGCUUAUGGGAAGUUGGGAUUGACCAAUCUUUUGUAACCAAGAGAAUAGUGCUUGAGGGAGUUUCAGUUUCAUGAUGCUUAUAGAAGCAUCAAA